ACUCCCGUUCAAAUACAAGCUCCACCAGCAGCUACACACUACUGCUUUCAGUACAGCUGCCACAAUACGACUGAGGUCCAGGGCUUAAAAACAAAUACUUUUGCACAUUUACUACAUCAUGGAUGGGCCUCAAUGAACACAAAUGCAGUGUUAAUGCCAUACAGUGGAUUUUCUGGACCGACAGACAUUUUGUGUAAAGUGUAAUAAAAAGGACACAAAAAGGCGAAAAAUGUUUUGGGUUAACGCUUCCGGUAGGCCAGCACAUCUGCACUGAUAUGACUACGAUGGAACUCAGGCAAACCCAGUCCUGGAAAAUCAUCGAGAGCAGUACAUCUAGAUUGCAUUACUGGACUUGACAAGAGAGAGGGGUUGAGAGCGUGCGCAGCUUAGCAGAAUGUUCAUGAAUUGCAGAAGGGUGAGAAAAUGGCAUUUUCUACAGCUUGUCUCCAUGUGCUGUGUCAUGUCAGUCCUUAUGGUUUGCUGGGACCACGUGGACCACAGCGUCGUGAGCCAUGUGAAGUCCUACUCCUACCGCUACCUAAUCAACAGCUACGAUUUCAUCAACAAAAGCCUCAGCGUCAGCCCAAAGGAAGCCGCCAGGUUUGGUAGCUUCCCCUAUUUGCUGAACAACGAGGGCGUUUGUAAAGACAAAGACGUGCUGCUUCUCCUCUUCGUGAAGUCCUCCCCAGGAAACUUCAGAAGACGACAGGCCAUUCGCUCCACUUGGGGCAACGAGUCCUACAUAAGUCACCAGCUGGGCGUUAUCGUAAAAUUAGUGUUUGCUAUGGGAGUUCACCCUGUGGUGCGCUUUAAUAGCUCACUGCAGGACAAAUUGCACAAGGAGCACAUGAACCACGGUGACUUGGUUCAGCAGGACUUCCUUGAUACAUUCCACAACCUCACUGUGAAACUGCUGCUUCAGUUCCGCUGGACACACGAAAACUGCGCCCAUGCCCGCUUCCUCAUGACUGCGGACGACGACGUCUUCAUCCAUUUGCCCAACCUGGUGCGCUACCUUCAGGACCUCAGAAGACAGAAAGUGCGCAACCUUUGGGUCGGCCACGUUCACAGGGGGGCGCCUCCCGUUCGCCGCAGGGACAGUAAAUACUAUAUGCCCUUCGACAUGUACCAGUGGUCUUCCUACCCAGAUUACACCGCCGGGGCGGGGUACGUGGUCUCUGGCGACGUGGCAGCCAAAAUAUAUCAGGCCACGCAGUCUCUGAACGCCUCUAUGUAUAUCGAUGACGUCUUCAUGGGUAUCUGUGCCAUUGCAGCGGGCGUCUCGCCUCAGGAACAUGUUUAUUUCUCGGGUGAGGGAAAAACGCCCUAUCACCCGUGCAUCUAUGAAAAAAUGAUCACCUCUCAUGGACACGAGGACGAUAUCAGGUAUCUGUGGAAGGUUGCGACCGCCCCGCAGGUAAAAAGUAUUUCGUCUGGACUGGUUGGGAAACUCUAUUGUACGGCUGUGAAAAUGACGCUGCUUUGUAAGCCGUACUUUACAAACAAGUAUUCAUGCAUGGCAGCUUUUACAUGACGCACUGUGAAGUCCGAGCAGUAUUGAAUUUUUUUUCUCUCAAUGGUUUACUUUUGCUUUAAAUGGUAAACAUUUUGUCAGUUCCCAAUAAAGUUAAAAGCUGUGCGCCCUAA
Sinocyclocheilus grahami is the source of this 1647-nucleotide messenger RNA. RefSeq names its product lactosylceramide 1,3-N-acetyl-beta-D-glucosaminyltransferase A-like. Gene Ontology annotation, biological process: protein O-linked glycosylation. Gene Ontology annotation, cellular component: Golgi membrane. The transcript is spliced from 2 exons. Bases 395 to 1534 code for a protein of 379 amino acids. Gene Ontology annotation, molecular function: N-acetyllactosaminide beta-1,3-N-acetylglucosaminyltransferase activity. Lineage: Eukaryota; Metazoa; Chordata; Actinopteri; Cypriniformes; Cyprinidae. The record is from RefSeq and is a predicted model, not a curated record.